AUGAAGUUUUCCAUGCUUGCGGUUUUAGCCGCCUCCUUCAUGGCUUCAAACACCAUGGCCCAGACAGAUGCAGAAGCCGCAGCUGCAGCACUGGCCAUGGCGAAGAAGUUAUACCCGGCAUGUGCACUCGUCUGCUUGACUGAGCUUGUCCCAACAUCAGGUUGUUCACUCACGGACACGACUUGCCUUUGCACGAACGAGGCCCUGAAUGCCAACCUGAGUGUCUGUGUCUUGCAAGGUUGCAACUAUGAGGACGCCCUGAAAACUAAGAAUGGCUCCGCUACCAUGUGCGGUCUUCCCGUGCGAGACGAGAGCUUGAAGCCACCCCUCGUUGCAGGUGUUGGUUUUGCUCUUGCACUUGUCUUUUUCAUCCUGCGUCUUUGUUCUGCCCUGCCUGGUUUUGGUCGAGAGCUUGGCUGGGAUGACUGGACAAUCAUUGCAUGUGUUAUUCUCACCGUCCCGCCGACUGUUUUCGCGUUUACUUUGGUCGACAAUGGCUUGGGCAAGGACAUGUGGACUCUUCCGUUGAAGAACAUUGAGAACGUGCUUGAGUACUAUUUCCUUGGCGAGCUGUUCUACUUCCUAGCACAGGCUAUGAACAAGCUGUCAAUCCUCUUCUUUUUGAACCGCAUCUUCCAGCAUAACAAUCUCAGCAAGGCCAUUUGGGUCACCAUGGGUCUUGUUCUCGCUUAUGCUGCGGCCUUUUUCUUCGCGACACUGUUCCAGUGUUGGCCUAUCAACCACGCUUGGCUGCAGCUGGAAGAGAAGCAUCUCGGUCGCUGCAACAACAUCCACCUUCAGGGUUGGCUGAGUGCAGCAUUCAACAUCGUAUUGGACGUUAUCAUUCUGGUACUUCCUCUGCAUCAACUUUAUCUUCUGCAGAUGCCUCUGAAGAAGAAGUUAAUGGUUAUGGUUGUGUUUUCUUUGGGAAUCUUUGUCACGAUUGCGAGUGUCAUUCGUCUUCGCACUCUCGUAGUCUUCGCCAACAGCACCAACAUCACCUACGAUUAUGUGGAUGCCGCUUACUGGAGUACCAUUGAGCUGUACGCCGGGAUUAUCACAGCAUCCCUUCCUGCCGUCUACAAGUUCCUCUCCGGACUUACAGCUAAGAGCGCCACAUUUACGACCAUCAAAUCAAAGCUGUCUGGGGCAUCCUCAGGAUCUGGUGCGACGGACUCAACGGGCAACACGCUGGGUUCAAACGCCAUCGCUCGCCGGCUGACACCAAAGCGUUCCGAAGCGGAGUUUGUUUUAUUGACAGACGUGGAAAGUGGAAAGAGUCAGAGAUGGAACUAA
This is a messenger RNA of Colletotrichum gloeosporioides, 1296 nucleotides long. RefSeq lists its product as uncharacterized. The record is from RefSeq and is a predicted model, not a curated record. NCBI's taxonomy places the organism in Eukaryota, Fungi, Ascomycota, Sordariomycetes, Glomerellales, Glomerellaceae. Bases 1 to 1296 code for a protein of 431 amino acids. The transcript has 7 exons.